AUGGGGCGUGCACCGAAGUGGUUCCCGAAGUUCAAGAAGGCACUCCCCCGCGUGGACGGCAAGGUUUUCGCGAUCACCGGCACAACAUCUGGUACUGGCUUUGUGGCAGCAUGGGUCGUGGCUGAGCUUGGUGGAACAGUCCUCCUGCUGAAUCGCACGUCCCAGCGGGUCAGCGAUUCUAUGGACCAGUUGAAGACCAUCGUGCCCGAGGGGAAGUUUAUCGACGUUGCGUGCGACCUCCAGGAUUUCGAGAGUGUCCGGAAAGCCGCAGCGGAGAUCAAGUCCAAGUAUGAGAAGCUGUACUGCCUCUCCCUGAAUGCAGGCAUCAUGGCCACGCCAGACAAGGCAACCAAGGACGGCUAUGACACACAGAUGCAGACGAAUCACCUCUCGCACUUCCUGCUUGCAGCGGAGCUCUUCCCGUUGUUGCAAGCCGAAGCCGAAGCCUCCGGGGAUGCUCGCAUUGUGACUCACUCCAGUCUGGGACGUCUUCACACUGUGAACAAAGGUUUGGAGGAGAAGUACUUCGGGAAGAACGGUGGCAACUUGGGCGGAGACUCACUGAAAAUGAUGGGUGGGGCCUGCUAUCAUCGCUACUUCCAGACCAAGUUGGCCAACUCCGUCUUCACUUACGGGCUCCACGAGAAGCUGAAGGCCAAGAACUCCAAAGUCAGGUCCUUGACCUGUCACCCAGGUGGAUCUGCCACGAACCUCAGCAAUGGCCUCAAGUUCGGAUGCUGCACGGAUUGCUGCCUGAGCUGCUGCAUCAUGCCUUUCAUGGCCCAAUCCCCGGAGGAUGGUUCCAUGGGUCUCAUCAAGUGCAUGGUGGAUCCUGAGGCGGUGAGUGGAACACUCUACGGCCCGAAGAACGCCGGCCUCACGGGCCCAGCAGUUGCCAACCCGAUCCAAGCCUACGAGACGGAUCCCAAAGCUAUCGAGAUGCUGUGGAGGACAAGCGAGGAGGCCACUGGCGUGAAGUUCGACGUCUGA
Molecule: messenger RNA, 990 nt
Organism: Symbiodinium sp. CCMP2456
Lineage: Eukaryota; Dinophyceae; Suessiales; Symbiodiniaceae
Source: the annotation of a GenBank genome assembly